CCUUCUUGCUUUAUAAAUAGAACCCAAUGAUCACAACAUUAAACAACCAAGUCUAUCAAUUACAAUCACAACCUCAUCUUACUAAUCAACUCUUUUAACACCUUUGAUUUGAUCAUGUCUUGCUGCAACGGAAAGUGUGGCUGCGGCUCAAGCUGCUCUUGCGGCAGCAGUUGCAAGGGAUGCGGGAUGUAUCCGGACAUCGAGACCUCCACCACCGCCACUAUGAUUGUCGAUGGCGUUGCGCCAAAGAAGAUGUAUGAUGAUGGAAGUGAUGCAAGCUUUGUAAGCGAAGGUGGACACGCCUGCAAGUGUGGAGCAAACUGCAAGUGUGAUCCUUGCAACUGUUGAGAAAAGAUCAUUCAAAUAAAUUAACAUCAAUCGUUUGAUUGUGUGGUAUGUUUGUAGGGUUUGAAAAAUAAAAUCAACCACAUCCCCUUCUGCAUCGUACCUCAACCCACCUGGGUUAGGGUUUGGGGGUUUUGGUUUGGAUUUAUGUUGGAGUUUAAAUGGUGGUUGUGUCUAGUAUGAUUAUGGAGUAUUUGAAUGGUUUGUCGUGUAUUUAUGGAGUGAUUAAUGAACUUUAUGAUGCAAAAGUUGGCAUGUAUGUCAAAUUUUAUAAACCAAAUGGUUAAAAAGACACUAAAGUGGAUAUUAAUGUUUAA
Messenger RNA from Helianthus annuus (common sunflower), 662 nucleotides. RefSeq names its product metallothionein-like protein 1. The coding region runs from base 115 to 348 and encodes 77 amino acids. Gene Ontology annotation, molecular function: metal ion binding. NCBI's taxonomy places the organism in Eukaryota, Viridiplantae, Streptophyta, Magnoliopsida, Asterales, Asteraceae. The transcript is spliced from 3 exons. The record is from RefSeq and is a predicted model, not a curated record.